This is a messenger RNA of Silurus meridionalis, 4554 nucleotides long. RefSeq names its product sema domain, immunoglobulin domain (Ig), short basic domain, secreted, (semaphorin) 3C (gene sema3c). NCBI's taxonomy places the organism in Eukaryota, Metazoa, Chordata, Actinopteri, Siluriformes, Siluridae. Gene Ontology annotation, biological process: positive regulation of cell migration; neural crest cell migration; negative chemotaxis. Gene Ontology annotation, molecular function: chemorepellent activity; semaphorin receptor binding. The record is from RefSeq and is a predicted model, not a curated record.
UCUCUCUCUCUCUCUCUCUCUCUCUCUCCUCCCUCUCCCUCUCUCCGUUUCUCUCUCUCUCAGUAUGGAAAAGCUCGGCUUGUGCCUCACUUGUCUCUCCGUCGUGUGUGUGGACGUUACUGACUGACACGAGACUGAAACUUUCCUUAGAGGAUUCAGGAUUCAGGACCAGGCCAAGGGGAAGAGUGUGAAGCUCUGAGUGAGGAACUGCAGAACACAUGAAGAACACGUGAGUGAGAAGACCAUCAGCCUAAAGUUGUUCUGGGAGAAGAAAUUGAAAAAAAGAAGUACAGCUGGAAGAGAUCAGAGGUCAUGGGAAGGUCAUUGGGGUUGGAGGUUCCUCUCCUCCUUCUCCUCUUCAUCUCCUUCGUCUCAUCUGUGUCUCCACCUCUGCCCAGAAUCUUCCUCUCCUUCCAAGAGCUCCAGGCGAGUCACUGGUUGGAGUUUUACACGCUCUCGGAGAAGCAGAUGGACUACAGGCUCCUGUACGUGGAUGAGGAUCAGGACCGGAUGUAUGUGGGCUGUAAAGAUCAUCUUCUCUCCAUGGACAUCAACAACAUCAGUCAGGGAACCCUGAAGAUUCACUGGCCUGCGUCCAACUCAAAGAUCGAAGAGUGUCAGAUGGCUGGAAAAGAUCCAACUCAUGGCUGUGGAAACUUCCUGCGAGUGAUUCAGCCCUAUAACAGAACUCAUCUGUUUAUCUGCGGCAGUGGAGCCUACAGCCCGGUGUGUGCCUACGUCAACCGCGGCCGCCGCCCUGAGGAGAAGGUGUUCCAUGUCUCCUCAAAGUCAGAGUCGGGAAAAGGACGCUGCUCUUUUAACCCACGUGUCAACACUGUCUCUGUCAUGCUUAAUCAGGAGCUCUUCUCUGGUGUCUACAUUGACUUCAUGGGGACAGACGCAGCUAUCUUCAGGAGUCUGACCAAUAGGAACGCAGUGAGGACGGACCAACACAACUCCAAAUGGCUCAGUGAGCCGGUGUUUAUCGGCGCUCACCUGAUCCCUGACGGAUCUGAUCCGAACGACAGCAAACUCUAUUUCUUCUUCAGAGAGAGACUCACAGACAACAACGGCAACACCAGGAGCAUCCACAGCAUGGUGGCACGAGUGUGUCCUAACGAUGUGGGUGGGCAGCGUAGUUUGGUGAAUAAAUGGGCGACCUUUCUAAAGGCCCGUAUGGUGUGUUCGGUUGUGGAGGCGGACGGAACUGAAACACACUUUGAUGAGCUCGAGAGUGUGUUUCUGCUCGAGACCGAACAUCCCAAAGGACUACUUAUAUACGGACUCUUCACUUCCACCAGCUCAGUGUUUAAAGGUUCCGCAGUGUGUGUGUACAACAUGGCCGACGUGUUGACGGUGUUUAAUGGACCGUUUGCUCACAGAGACGGACCAAACUUCCAGUGGACAGCAUAUCAAGGACGAAUGCCAUAUCCACGGCCUGGAACUUGUCCCGGAGGAGCGUUCACUCCCCACGUUGGGAGCAGUAAGGAGUUUUCUGAUGAUGUGGUGACGUUUAUGAGGAACCACCCACUGAUGUUCCACUCUGUUUAUCCUCCGCUCCGGAGACCUCUGCUGCUGCGCACACACACUGACUACAGAUACACCGCCAUCGCCGUCGACCAGGUGCACGCUGCUGACGGCCUCUACCACGUCCUGUUCCUCGGCACAGAUAGAGGCACGGUGCAGAAGGUGGUGGUUUUACCCACUAAUCGCUCUCUGGAUGAAGAUCUGAUCCUGGAGGAGUUUGAAUUGUUUAAGAAACCAGCAGCGAUAACCAGCCUGAGGAUCUCCUCUAAAAAGCAACAGCUGUAUGUGAGUUCGUACGGCGUAUCCCAGGUGUCCCUGCACCGUUGUCAUGCCUACGGUUCAGCAUGUGCAGACUGCUGUUUAGCGCGAGACCCGUACUGCGCCUGGGAUGGGCGGAGCUGCUCUCCUUUCUACAAUACAGGAAAGAGGAGGAGCAGGAGGCAGGACAUCAUGCAUGGGAAUCCACUCACACAGUGCAGAGGCUUCAACCUAAAAGCCUACAGGAACGCAGUGGAGAUGUCUCAUUAUGGAGUGAAGAAUAACGCUACAUUCCUCGAAUGUUCCCCCAAAUCACCUCAAGCCUCAGUGCAGUGGCUCAUUCAGAGAGAAAACGACCGCAGGAAAGAGGUGAAGAUGAGUGAUCGUGUGUUAGCGACGGAACACGGUCUCCUGAUCCGCUCGGUUCAUCUCUCUGAUCAGGGCCUGUAUCACUGCAUCGCUACGGAGAACGGUUUCAAGCGGACGCUCACCAAGAUCCGUCUUCAGGUCCUGAGCGAGGCGCUACUGAGCGCGCUUGGCGAUAAGCGCUCGUCGCUAUGGAAACCCAAAGCACUGGCGUCGGCCCUGGGGCCGUCCGAGACACUCGCCAUGCAGCAGUACUGCAAAGAGCGACAGCAGCUGCAGAGCUUUCGGGUGAAUCCACGAGGAGACCUGGAGAAACUCAAACCACUGCUGGAGAACCGCAAGAGCCGCAACCGACGGAACCACAGACACGCAGAGUAGAACCCAGACAAGGGCGGAGCAUAAGUCCAACUCUAACAGCCAAUCACAUCAUGACUCUAUCACUAUUUAUUAGUUAUUUCACUUUUAUAAUAACUCAGCAACAUUUAGCACUUUGCAGCAGUAGUAGUUGCUUGGCUACCUUGGUUCACAGCUAAUAUACGGUAACCAUGAGGACUUCAUCGUGAUUGGACGAUGAGGUUAGACUUGAGCUUCGUCCCUAUCGAGAACUUCGGGUCGGAAAAUAUGGAGGAUUUAUGGGAAACGGGUUUCCAGAAUAAAGCAGAAUUAAAGUGGUUGGAAAUACAUAUGGAUGGAGAGGUGGAGGGAUGGGAGGAUGAAGGGAUAGAGGGAUGUAGAGACGGAAGGGUGAAAUGAUCUUGUGAUGGACAGAUGGAGGGGUGGAGAGAUGGAAGGAUAAAGGUAUAAAGGAUAAAGGGAUGAAGUAAAACUUCAGAGUUGCUUUUGCUUCUAUGAUUCUGUACAGGACAUUUUUACAUUAUGUGCAUGACUUUUUAUUUGACCAGAUGACUGUGACACACACACACACACACACACACACACACACAUAUACACACUCACGCACAAUCUGAUUUGCAUACUGCAACCUGAUAGGCUCAUUAGCAUACUACAACCUGAUUGGUUAUUGUUUUGUGACCAUUUGAACCAGAUUCUUUUAUAUUUAGUGGAACACGCUGAUUUGCAUACUACAACCUGGAUUGCCUUAUUUGCAUACCGGAACCUGAUUGGCUCUUAGAAACUGUGGCACAGCAACACUCUUUGUGCACAAUAGAACUUAAUUGGCUGCCAUAUUUCUUAACACAUGAACAUUUGCAUACUAGAAUCUGGCUUAUUUGCAUUCUUUAUCCUGAUUGGAUGUUACAUUUUGUGACCCAGUAACUCGUGAACUUUUUUUAGCAAGAUUUUCAGGAAAUGUUAAAGGGAAAGAAACAGAAAAAAAAGAGAGAGAGAGAGAGAGAGAGAGAGAGAGAGAGAGAGAGAGAGAGAGAAAGAGCAGCUAAGAUUGAUUGAUUGUUAUUUUGAUUGAUUGAUUAUGUAAAUAUUAUUAUAGUACUGUAUCAGGGCAUUGGUUGAUUCGGAGGGGGUGGAGUUUCUUAAUUAAAAUAACAAAAUUGUGUUAAACUUUGAUUAAAAUUAGCUACUAUAAUUAAAAUCACCACCGUCGUCUUAAAUCAAUGCUCCCUACGUAGGCAGCCUGCCCUCUAGUGGCCGCUUUGCAUUUGCCCAUGUUAGCAAUACAACGCUGCAUAAAAGGGGUGCAGAAUACACUAAAUUCAACCAGCCAAUCACGAGCCUCACCACCACUGCAGUACUUAUGCUGGUUAGACUGCUAGCAAACCGUUUGCUAUUUAUGAAAGCGCUAAAUUCAAUCGGCUAAUUGCAGAAAAUAGAAAACGUGACGUAACAGUGCUAAUGCUAGUACGGUGUCGCUAAUGUUAGCUAGGCUAACAUCACACACACACACACACACACACACACGGGAUAUGAGAAAAAAACUACAAUGUUACAUGAACAAGUGAGUGAUUGGUUGAUUAAAUGACUGAAGCUCUGCCCCUGGUUCCCACAUGCUGUUAUUCCAAAUGAUGUGUGUGUGUGUGUGUGUGUGUGUGUGUGUGUGCGUGCGUGCGUGCGUGCGUGUGCGCGUGUGAUUUAGUCCGCUGAUCCCGUAAUAAUUUCCCGUGUAAGUGAUUUGUACAGAGUUUAUUUAAAGCGCUAUCGAUGUUGUUGUUGAUGUUUUGUAAAGUGUUUAUUAUUUGUUUCGUCUGGACUUAUUGACUUUGUCUUAAUGUCAUGGAGAGAUACGUAAAAUCAAUCCUUUACUUCAUCACACGAUUUGGAGACCAGGGGUUAAAGGUCAAACAGACAGACAGUCAGACAGACAGUUAAAGGAGAGGAUAGACAGAUAGACAGACAGAUAUGUAGACGAAUGGAUGUUUAACAGCUCAUCAAAAAUCCGAGAGAGAGAGAGAGAGAGAGAGAGAGAGAGUGAGAGAGAGAGAGAGAACA